Messenger RNA from Effrenium voratum, 198 nucleotides. The record is from the annotation of a GenBank genome assembly. NCBI's taxonomy places the organism in Eukaryota, Dinophyceae, Suessiales, Symbiodiniaceae.
AUGCAUGGACUGGACAUCUUCCAGCAGAUAGCUCCCACAAGCGCCAGGAGCAGAGAUAAGAGCAUCAACCGAGUGACGCGCUUCCAAAAUAGGCUGAAGCUGUUCAAAGGCGACAGCGAGAUUGAUGCCGUCAUGAAAGACAUUGACGGCGUGGAUGCCUCCAAAUACGUUGUGGUCGGAAGCCCAGCCGAGCGGUGA